AUGCAUGCAGCCCUCAGCGAGGUUGUCACUAGCAUGCGCGUGACACUGCAGGGGCCCGCCAGCCCCUCCCCCGCAGAUGCAGCUCAGCUAGCUGAGAAGGAAGCAGCAGCAGGAGCAGCAGCAGCAGCGCUUGCUGCAGCAGAGGAGACGCUGCAGCAGCUGCAGCAGGCGUCAGCAGCAGCGCAGCGGGCGGCGACAAAGGCGCGGGGUGUCUGUACAGACGCCGAGCUGCAGCUGCAAGCAGCACAAUACCAGGCAAGGCAGACAAGCUCGGAGCAGCAGCAGCAGCAGAAGCUGCUGCAGCGGCUGCAGCAGCAGCACGCGCAGCGGCGGCAGGCCCUGCGGGACUCGUGGCAGGGGGGCCCCCCAGACCUCCCGGGGCUGCUGGAGGCCCUGGGGGCCCUGCUGCAGCAGGGGCUGCUGUCGAGGGCCCCCCUGGGGCCCCUGGGGGAGCUGCUGUUUGUGGACUUGGAAGCUUGUGCUGCAGCAAAAGUUCCUGCUGCAGCAGCACAGGCAGUGCUGGAGGAGCACCUGAGGCCCCACACCUUCACCUUCCUCGUCAGCAGCAUCCGCGAGCAGCGGCUGCUGCUGCAGCUGCUGCAGCGCCACCGCUGGCCCCCCCGUGUUGCUGUUGUCAACUUUUGCUGCUGCCCUUAUUUCCCCAGACUCACAGACGAGGCCCUGGGCCUCCCCGCGGGGGCCUUUACUCUCUACAAGGCCCUUCGGAAGCAAAGCCCGCAGCAGCAAGCCCCAGCAGUAGCAGCAGCAGCAGCAGCAGCAGCAGGCGCAGCGGAUGACCCAGCGACCACUCCCGCUGCAGCCAUGCCACUGGCUGGGGUUCACUUCUUGGUAGAUGUGGCAUCGAUUGAACGCGUGGCAAUAGCCGAAGAUGAGCAGCAGCUGCGGGCGCUGCUGCAGGGGCCCCCCGCAGCAGCGGGGGGCCCCCAAAGUGGGUACUUGAGGGGCCUCCGGGAAGGGUAUACCUGGAAGGGGCCCCUCCAUUUAAAGAAACUGGGAAAGG
Messenger RNA from Eimeria tenella, 1021 nucleotides. Its product is annotated as chromosome segregation protein, putative. The transcript has 4 exons. NCBI's taxonomy places the organism in Eukaryota, Apicomplexa, Conoidasida, Eucoccidiorida, Eimeriidae. The annotation marks the transcript as partial. The record is from RefSeq and is a predicted model, not a curated record.